GGUUUCUUUGAGGGGGCGGACAAGUGCGGCCUCAUGAUUUUCCACAAGGAGCGGAACCACUGGGGUUGCAGUGGAUACCUCUGCGUGGAGUUUUCACUCAUUUCAAAGGCCGGGGCAUGGACUGCAUUCAAAGCAUCGCACUGCCCCAACGCGUGA
This is a messenger RNA of Monoraphidium neglectum, 156 nucleotides long. RefSeq lists its product as hypothetical. The annotation marks the transcript as partial. NCBI's taxonomy places the organism in Eukaryota, Viridiplantae, Chlorophyta, Chlorophyceae, Sphaeropleales, Selenastraceae. The record is from RefSeq and is a predicted model, not a curated record. The transcript has a single exon.